Dissoconium aciculare CBS 342.82 is the source of this 1248-nucleotide messenger RNA. RefSeq lists its product as uncharacterized. The transcript is spliced from 4 exons. Bases 1 to 1248 code for a protein of 415 amino acids. Lineage: Eukaryota; Fungi; Ascomycota; Dothideomycetes; Mycosphaerellales; Dissoconiaceae. The record is from RefSeq and is a predicted model, not a curated record.
AUGGCAGAACGGCGCAUCACUGAAGAGAAUCCAAUCCGAGAGGAUGUGGAAGGACUCGAUUAUGAGCGCUGUGCGGCGCUUCACAACCAUAUUGUAGAGCGCGGGUGGACUGAGCGCGGACUGAACCUCGCCGAUCUUGAUCGGACGACGUGGUGGGAUUUCCAUAAAGGCGACAACGCGUUUACUAAGCAUGUCGAGCGUCUAGAGCCAACGGUCAUCGCAUUCUUGAAGCUUGCAUGGGAUGAAUUUUACGAUGAACAUCGCUACAUCGCGCUCCACCAUGCCAUGGGAGAUACGUGCAUAAGUCAUCCUCUUGGACUCCACUUGAGUAUCUGGGAUGCUGAUGUCACUAUGAAUGGACGCCAACCCCGGGUAAAAUUUGAGACCGUGCUCGAGACCUUUCUAGAGAUGAUGGAUUGUGGGAAAAUUGUCGCGGUAAGCGAUUCCUAUCGCAGCCAACAGGAGAGACAAGACCCAUGGAUCAUGCCAUCCUACACAGAAGAUGACCUGAAAGACUCACUCGCGGCUUUCAGUGCAUUGAUUACGGCGAUCGAGGUGAGGAUGCCGUCGCCGCCGAGAGAAUCCGAUUACGAAGUCGGCCUCCUCGAUCCGGCCGAUAAAGCUACAUUUGGAACUUUCCCUCCUAGAAGCUUUGCUCGUCGCUUCCUUGAGCGUGCUCGAAGACCACGGUUCCGCUAUCUCGCCCCUGGACUGCAGCUUGCUUGGUCUCAGCCUCUUGCUUCAGUAACCAUUGAGGAUGACAUGCUCCGACCGAUCCUGCUAUUUCAAUCAUCAGAGCUAGCGCAUCGUGACACAGCAGACUCCAUGGGGCGAAACAGCGAAUUCUUCCCGGUCUCAAAUUGCCCGGCUGGUCUCUUCUUGACGGAAACCAAGCCCUAUGAAUGGCACCCGUGGGAAGAUGGUUGCAUGUUGCUGCUCCCAUUCACUAUCGGGGAGAAUGGCUGGGCGCGGAAAAGUAAUGGCGAGUUGAUGGGCGAGCAUCGGCAGGACGAAGGUGAAAAUCCAGGUAGAACGCCAUGCAGCACCGAUUUAUUCCAGCUGGGACAUAAUGUGUUCAUCAGGAAUCAUAACGUGCAGCUCAAGAAUGUGCUUUGGCUUUGGACUGAGAUGGUGGAGGAAGGCAUGUGGGAAGUUGACAGCGACGGCAUCAAAGGCGGAAUGGAGAAGUGGAAGGAAGCUGACACCGAGGAGCACUGGGAGGAUUAUGUACUCCCGCUUGAUUGGUAG